AAUUGGAGUGAAUGAAUUCGAAUAUUAUCCUAAUCUUUGAUCAAUCAAUUCGGAGAAGUGAGCGUGACUAAUCAAAUCGACCAUAAUGAUUCGUCCUCGCGUCUUCAUCCUUUACCUUCUUCCUCUGCUCUUCUCCAUUUUUCAGGUCGAAUCCAACGGUCUAGAAAAUGAAACCUUUGUGUAUUGUUCCACAAGCAAGUGCGGAAAUCAUGAAGUUAGAUAUCCAUUUUGGAUCAAAAACAACGCAAGCACUGCUUUUACACAUUGCGGGUACCAAGGUUUCGGCCUGGACCUGGAUUGUUUUCCACCACCACCUAAAUCAACCACCCAUGGCGAUCAACAUGAUUGGGCCCUUUUCCUUUCACUCCCUUACGAUUUUCUCUUUGUUAAGAACAUAAAUUGCAUCGCAAAAAUCUUGACCCUGGUUGAUUUGGAAGUUCAACAUAACAUCACUUGUCUAAAGGCAAGUCACAGUCUAACUUUUGAGGAUUUGCCAUUGGGUUAUAACAGGGCAGAUUUGAACCUUACUUUUUACUUCAAUUGCACUCGUCCACUUACCUUCUCGAAUGAUUCUACUCCAAUGUACCGCAUUGAUUGUUUAUGCUGAGGUGGGAAUGUGUCUUAUGUUUCUUUGGACACAAACAAUCAAGAGGAUUUUCAUUCGUCUGGCAUUUGUGAGGAAAAAGUUGUGGCGGCUGUGAUCGAUCCGAAACCAGAACAGGGGUAUCCUCAUGCUCUGGAUUGGGGAAGAUCAUUUGGAAAGGCUAUGAAUGAAGGGUUUUUGUUGGAUUGGGGUACUGAUAAGAAAUGUACUUCUUGUGGAAGAUUCUGGUGGACUUUGUGGCUUCAAGGAGGUUACGGAGAAAUUCUUAUGUUUUUGCAAUGAUGGCACCACUAAUCCUGAUCAAUGCAAUAGAGGUAAUUAAUUACUCCUUUUGCCCAAGAAUUAUUGUCCGGUAUCAAUUUUGUAAACAUAC
Messenger RNA from Oldenlandia corymbosa var. corymbosa, 977 nucleotides. Lineage: Eukaryota; Viridiplantae; Streptophyta; Magnoliopsida; Gentianales; Rubiaceae. The record is from the annotation of a GenBank genome assembly.